UUGAUAGGAUCGUUAAAAUUGAAGUCAAGACCAUAAAAAAGGUCAUUUUUCUCUAGUAAAUUUGCCCUCGAAAUAGUGGACGAAAAUACCACGUGGCAGCGCUGCCGUCGACCUGACAAUGCGACUGGCUCGGGGGUGAAAUGGGGUUGAUUUGACCAGUAGCAUGUUGCCCUUCGUAACGUGAAUGUCGACGUUCGCGUGCAUCAUGACGUGUCUAAAAAUAAAACGUCAACGUAACGUUCGUUUCUGGUGUUGUUUGUCGUCCUUGUUCCUUUUCUGUGGUUGAUUAAUCAUUAACAUUUUGAAAUACAUUCGUCGAUAUUCCAAGAAAAAACUAUCGUCGAAAAGGUUUUCCUGAAUUUUUUGAAGAGAUCUUGUAAGAUGAUUGAUCAUUAUAUCAUAUCGAGUCGAGAUAAUACAAAAAAAAGACGAAACAGAUACGAAAAAGGGCGUGUAACAUUCAUGAAGAGAGUUCUAAUGUUCUUGAAGUCGAGGACACACGAAAAGAAUACUUUUACGUCCGCCUAAUUAUUUUAUCGAGACCGACGCGAGGAAGAAAAUAAGAAAAGAAAUAACGAGAGAAACGAAGGAAAUGAUGGACAAAGAAGAAGCAUCGAAGGGAAAAAUUCCCACGCCUUUAAACAUUAGCGAGGCGAUUGAGAAUGAAGUUUUGAAUGAGAAAAUGGCGCGAAUACUCAAAAACGAUCUUCUAUUGCACGAGGCCGUGAUAAAAAACGAAGCGGAAUCAGUCGCAAAGGUGCUGAAGGAAGAUGUCGACGUUGAUUCAAGAAAUAACUAUGGUCGUGCGCCUAUUCAUUGGGCGGCUUCGAGAGGGAACACGGAAAUCAUCGAGAUGCUGAUUCAAGCGAAAUGUGACAUUGAAGCGAAAGAUAAGUAUGGUAUGCGCCCAUUGCAUAUGGCUGCAUGGUACGGACACCAGGAUGCUGUGAAAGUUUUGAUCAAUGCUGGUGCUAAUGUUUCUGCAAUUAACAAGGAGAAAGAAAGUCGUCUUUUUUCUUUCUGUCUGUGUUUGUCACAGAAACAGUACACUUUACUAAUGUGUGGUGCUCGGGGCAACAACGUCAAUGUCGUGCAAUAUCUUGCGGAAGCCGUGGAAUCGUUGAACGGAGAUGCAAUGGAUUACACUGGUGCAACUGCUCUACAUCAUGCAGCUGUCGCCGGUCAUCCUGGCGUAAUAUCGGCGAUAUGUAACAUUCCACGAAUAGAAUUGAAUGCAACGGAUAAGAUAGGACAAACACCGAUACAUUGUGCUUGCUCGGAGGAACAUUUGGAAGCCGUGGAGGCUUUGAUUGGCUUAGGAGCGAACGUGAACGCUCAGGACAAUGAAGGAAAUACACCGCUUCAUGUAGCGACACGAAUGAGGCAGAUUGAAAUGGUUCAACUUCUAUUGAAAGCUGGGGCAAAUACCGAGUUGACCGAUCAGAUGGGUUUCACUCCGCUUCACCUAGCAGCGAGCCACGGUUGCAAGGGUAUCUUGGAUUCACUCAUACAAAAUGGUGCAAUUUUGAACAAACAGUGCAAGAAUGGAAAUACUGCAUUACAUUUGGCGUGCCAAAAUAAUGAGGUGGACACAGUGGAAAUAUUGAUAAACAAAGGUGUUGACCUUAAUUGCUUGAACUUGAGAAUGCAAUCACCGAUACACAUUGCAGCUGAAGUGGGACACACUGACAUAUGCGAGUUGUUGCUCGCGUCAGGUGCGAAUAUCGAGCAAAGAGAACAGAGUGGUCGAACACCGCUUUAUAUCGCAGCAAGGGGUAGUUUCACAGCUAUCGUCGAUAUGAUCAUUAAAACUGCACGAUUGGAUUACCCGACACCAGAGAAUUCAGAUUCGGAUAAGGAAGUUCGUGAAUUAACGCCAGCACGAAGACGUUGGAGAGAAGGUUCUCGGGGUGGAAGCGUGUGUAGUAGUAACAGUGCACUUACUGAACCAAUUCGAUCAGUUUUAUGGAAGCUGGCGUAUAAGCAGUUGGGACCAGAAGAUUGGAAGAAAUUGGCUCUACAUUGGGCUUUUAGUUAUGAGCAAAUUAAGGCUAUCGAACAUCAAUAUACUGUUGCGAUCGCAGGACCCUCGAGUUACAAGGAGCACGGAUUUCGGAUGUUGAUGAUUUGGGCCUCGGGAUUAAAUUCGGAAGCACCAUUGGUCAAAGAAUUGUGCGAGGCUUUGCAAGCCGUUGAUAAGAAGAGUGUCGCUGAUUCCAUUCGAAAGCAGACGAAUCUGGAAAAUGACGCAAAAUUGAAUUCGAACAAACAGAGUUGUCACGAAUGCUUGAUAGUAUGAAAAUCCUCCCUAUUCAAGAACUAUCAUGAUUGUUUUAAUAUAAUGAUCGAAUGUU
Vespula pensylvanica (western yellowjacket) is the source of this 2354-nucleotide messenger RNA. RefSeq names its product ankyrin repeat and death domain-containing protein 1A-like. The record is from RefSeq and is a predicted model, not a curated record. Gene Ontology annotation, cellular component: ciliary inversin compartment; nucleus; cytoplasm. Gene Ontology annotation, biological process: signal transduction; protein localization to ciliary inversin compartment. The transcript has 14 exons. Lineage: Eukaryota; Metazoa; Arthropoda; Insecta; Hymenoptera; Vespidae. Gene Ontology annotation, molecular function: protein binding. Bases 593 to 2299 code for a protein of 568 amino acids.